CGCUUUGCAUGCCGGGAAACGUAGUUUUCUCUUCCUUUACUUCCCAGCAGGCAUCUGCCUGUUAAGAACUACAUAACCCGUAGUGCUUUGCAAAUAUGUAUAUCCUGCAACAACGCCAAGACCUCCCCUUCCCUCGGCGAAGACAUUUCGAACCAAUAGGACAGGCGAGCGGGGACACUUGGAGCCAAUGAGAGUGGAAAGGGCGGAGAUGAACUGUGGUUGCUGUGGCUGCUGACUGCGGCGGUUGUUUGAAGAUGGCGGGUGUUGCUGGGUUCGGAAUCGCCGGUUAUUGGAGUCAAGACGGUUGUGAUGAAGAGCAGCAGGUUGUGUACGUCCCAGGACUGCACUCAGAAGACAACAUGAGAUCUGCCCCUAAAUCUAAGACCUCCAAAUCCGAAGGUAGAAAAACUGAUGCCCAAAAGCCUCAUCCUGCCGCGAAAAUAGAUUUUUUACAGAACCAUCAAGAGCAUCAGGUAUCUCCGGACGAUGGGGGGAUAAAGAGCGCCUCUUUGAAGGAUUUGUGUCCGGAAGACAAAAGGCGAAUUGCAAAUCUAAUCCAAGAACUUGCACGAGUCAGUGAGGAGAAAGAGGUGACAGAGGAGCGGCUAAAAAUGGAGCAGGAGUCAUUUGAGAAGAAGAUCCGGCAGCUGGAGGAGCAGAACAAUCUCAUUGGGACUGAAAGGGAAGCCCUGCAGCAGCAAUACCGGGAGUGCCAGGAGUUGCUCAGCCUCUACCAGUCGUAUCUCGCGGAGCAACAGAAGAAGCUGCAUGCAUCUCCCAGAAGGAUAGAAGAGGUGCGUGAGGUUAAUAAUCAGCCAACCGCCGCUGAACUAAACGGCUCGUACCUCGGGAGUGACACCAGCAGUUCCAGAUCUUAUGGAACCAAUCAGAUGUGCAGAAAUGAUCCGGCCUGCAGAAUCAGCUUCCGUUGUGAUCCAUGUGAAUGUUGUUCGGGAAAACGAUUCCAUAGGAAACACAGUGGCAGUUCGGGGUUACAUGUGCCCAGUCCAGUCCGUGCGUCUGACAGUCGGCAUUGUGCAAAACUUCCUGAUCAUUCAUUGGCUCAGAGCUGCCUACAUUCCUCAUCACUAAAUGCACACAGCACCCCAGGAAGGCACCCAACUGAACAAAUCCAGAUGAGACCCAAGAAAUCCAGUGUUAAAAGUGUCUCUGAGGAGAGAAAGCAUCAGCUCCUGCUGCAGAAACUGGAACUAGAGAUGGAGAAAGAGCGGCUGCAGCAGCUGUUGUCCCAGCAAGAAACAAAACUACUACUCAAACAGCAGCAGCUGCAACAGUCCAGGCUGGAACACAACAGUCGGAGUCAAAUACUUCCUGACCAGCCUCCUCUAAUUAUUCAUGAUCCCCGACCAUCUUCUGACCCUAUUCCUAUGGCCAACAGCUUCAGAUACAGUCCAGCGAGGCCUUUAUCUGAGGGUGUUACCACUCCACCAUCCAUCAAAAGUUCCAUAAAACAUCUCAGUGGGGGUAAAAAAGUCCAAAAGACAAUGACUUCUCCUUGUGAGACUCAACAGAGAGACCCCUCGUGUGCAGAGGAAAUGAUUGGAUUCAGUAGAGGUUCCACCAAGGAUGCAGCCACAUCUCCCUAUCCAGUGACACAGAAGCCAGUGAGCACAGUUUCACCCCCCGUGCAGCGCGAAAUCUGCCGGUAUGAAACGUCUCUGAUCGACAUGCUGGAUGCAAUAAGCCCCAUCUCUAGCGACAGACCCCGCCCCCAUUGCAGAGACACCAAUAAGUUCAGGGUCAUGAGCCCGGCCCCCAGGAUCCAUUCCAGACCGGCCCCCGAGGAUCCAGAGGAGAGCAAGAUGCUGGAGGAGAUCUUCUUCAUUUGCUGAUCAAACCCUCCUCAUGCAGAACUGCUGGCCGAGUGCAAUGGAGAACCACAAACGACCCCGCAGUGCUUUAUCUUUUCAGCACUAGGAAUGUUUGUAGGUUUUCACUUUUGGCGUUGGAAGGGUUAAUGGUAUUUUAAGGAGAUUUUAUUGAUCUAUUCCCCAUGAAGCAAUGCAUUAUUACUACUUCCCCCAUCAUUCCUGACAUUUGCCUGUCGCUAAAUAACAAUUGUGGCAGUUUUUAACUUGGGCCGGUACUUUCACUUGGGCCCUUCGCUGAGACAUACGGGGGACACUGGGAGCAGAUCCAGGCGCCGUUUGAUGUCUCUUUUGAUUUCAAUGGGUUUCCCUCCUGCUUUUCUUUGUGAGCGACUCAUGAAACAAAAUGGAUUUCACAUUGUGCUACAUUUCUCCUUAGUUUGUGUUAAAGGGAUACCGGCC
This is a messenger RNA of Xenopus laevis (African clawed frog), 2291 nucleotides long. Its product is annotated as protein hinderin. The record is from RefSeq and is a predicted model, not a curated record. The transcript has 11 exons. NCBI's taxonomy places the organism in Eukaryota, Metazoa, Chordata, Amphibia, Anura, Pipidae. Bases 255 to 1853 code for a protein of 532 amino acids.